Molecule: messenger RNA, 927 nt
Organism: Neodiprion fabricii
Lineage: Eukaryota; Metazoa; Arthropoda; Insecta; Hymenoptera; Diprionidae
Gene: Cks30A
Product: cyclin-dependent kinases regulatory subunit-like
Exons: 3
Coding region: 138-380 (80 amino acids)
Biological process (GO): regulation of mitotic cell cycle
Cellular component (GO): SCF ubiquitin ligase complex; cyclin-dependent protein kinase holoenzyme complex
Molecular function (GO): protein kinase binding; cyclin-dependent protein serine/threonine kinase activator activity; ubiquitin binding
Source: RefSeq, a predicted model, not a curated record
CAUCCGUUAAAUUUCAAAUGAAACAGCAUACACGCCGUCAAGCAAGGUUUUCGAGUGAGUCGCAGUCCGAGCGAGAUUUGCGUUGAAUUUAAUAGUCAGUAAAGCGGGAAUCUGUGCGUAAUUGUAAGUGAAUAAUAAUGGCGCGCAACAAUAUCUACUAUUCGGACAAAUAUUACGACGACAAAUACGAGUACAGGCACGUCGUCCUGUCCAAGGAGCUCGUGAAAUUGGUGCCAAGGACCCAUCUCAUGUCAGAGCAGGAGUGGAGGGCCAUUGGAGUCCAGCAGAGCCAGGGCUGGGUGCAUUACAUGACUCAUCAACCUGAGCCACACAUCUUGUUAUUCAAAAGAAAAAUAACUUCACCACCACCGGAGCAGUAAUCCGAUCGAAUUCAGUGUGCCGAGCUUGAUGUAUGGAAACGGGAUCAUUGUUGUUGUUCAAAAUAGCUUACUUCUAGUGAAUUCAUAGAUGGCGUCUACUUUAACUGCACAUGGCAAAUGAAAAUGCGCAGCAGCACGUUAGUGACAUUGAUAACAAUCAGAAUAUAUUAAAACAAGCAAAAACGAAAACAAAAUGCAAAACAAUACUACGGCUAAAAAUGUCAAUGAACAAAAGUAAAUGAACGGCACGUUUUGAAAUGUACUUCUAGGAUCCCCUCUUAAUUUGCAAAUAACUACGUCAAUAACAAUCCUUGCAAGCAAGCUCUUCUUACUCUUUUAUUUUACUUCUAAUUUUGUCAUUCCUCGCAACGACAAAAGAAGUAUAUUGUAAAUAUGUCUAUAGUGUGUUCUAGUUUGUAAUUCUCCGUUCUCAGCAUUAACAUUUAACUAAUAUGAAAGCCAAGAACAAACGAAGAAAAAACGAAAAAAGAUAGCAUCAACUAAAAACAUCUCUUGCUCGGUCCUGACGAUUUGAAUCGAUAUCUCA